AUGGGGAAAAUAUUUCACCCAGGUCCAUCCUCCGGAAGUGACGAUCCUGUUUCAUGGACUGAUCCCUACACCCAUGCUACUGAUGCGUACAUAACUAACAAUCUUCUUAUUGAAGCGGUCUCCGAGGAGAGAGCUAAGGCCCAGCCACUACAAGAUCAGAUUUUGGCAGAGUCUGCCAUUCAGGCACUAAAUGAGGUGGCCCCAGAAGCUAGGUCAGGUGAGCAUCCUUUCUUUCUGGCUGUGGGUUUCCGUAAACCCCAUAUUACCUGGAACUUCCCCGCACGCUUUAAGGACUACUAUCCUCUGGAAAGUUUGAAGCUACCACCAAAUUACUAUGCUCCAGUAGGAAUGCCUGCUAUUGCAUGGCAUAAUUUCAGUAACCUGGCACUCUACAAAGAUAUGCAAACCUAUCACUUGACAAAUGUUGGGAACAUUAACUUUACAUUUCCAACAACACUUACUCUGGAAAUGCGACAAGCUUAUUACAGCUGUGUGAGCUAUGUAGAUUACGAACUUGGUAGGGUCAUUGACGAACUGGAUAACCUGGGCUUGACCAAUAAUACAAUAAUAGCCUUCUGGGGGGAUCAUGGAUGGCAAUUGGGAGAACAUGCUGAAUGGUUGAAGCAGACUAACUUUGAGGAUGCAACACAUGCCCCGAUGAUGAUUCGUGUUCCGGGGGUUACCGAUCAUGGUAUUGUCACUGAGAAACUAACAGAAUUUGUUGAUCUCUACCCAACCCUCGUGGAGGCUGCAGGACUUCCCAAACUUGAGCAGUGUCCACCAGACUCCCAGAAUGUCAGUCUGUGCACAGAGGGUACAAGUAUGGUGCCACUUAUGACGAAUCCGACACUGGAAGCAUGGAAAACUGCAGCAUUCUCCCAAUACCCCAGAGGAGGCAACGGACUUGAUGGGGACAUUGUCAUGGGUUACAGCAUGAGGACAGAUAUGUAUCGAUACACAGAGUGGAUCAACUUCAAAGGCAGGCCUAUUUAUAAACCCAUGUGGGACCAACUACAGGGAGUUGAACUCUAUGAUCAUACGAAAGAUCCAGAGGAGAACUGGAACCGAGCCGAUGAUCCAUCUUACAAAGACGUCAGGGUCGAGUUGUCCAGGAACCUGCAGUUGGGCUGGAGAGGGGCUUUACCUAGCAGACACGUCGGCGGUCGUCAACACCACCUGUAA
Messenger RNA from Haliotis rufescens (red abalone), 1182 nucleotides. Its product is annotated as iduronate 2-sulfatase-like. The coding region runs from base 1 to 1182 and encodes 393 amino acids. The record is from RefSeq and is a predicted model, not a curated record. The transcript has a single exon. Gene Ontology annotation, molecular function: iduronate-2-sulfatase activity. Lineage: Eukaryota; Metazoa; Mollusca; Gastropoda; Lepetellida; Haliotidae.